Molecule: messenger RNA, 630 nt
Organism: Physella acuta
Lineage: Eukaryota; Metazoa; Mollusca; Gastropoda; Physidae
Source: RefSeq, a predicted model, not a curated record
AUGACAAGCAGACACGGCAGUGGUUAAACAAAAAAUGUUCACUAGAAAACUUUUUGCCUUUAACCAGAAGAAAAAGGAAAAAGCUUGAGAUAGGCAAUGAUGGUUCAACAGACUAAACAAUUUUGUCGAAACAACGUGCUAAUAUUUCUUAUAUAUUUCACGAUUACUGCAGCUCAGAAUAUCACACUUUAUAACUACAAGCAAAGUGACAGUGUUACAAGUUGUUUUACGGGAUUAAUACAAGAAAGGGAUCGAUUUGUAUUUCACAGCGAUGUUGAUUUCAAAAACGCAUCAUCUGACUGGUCAAGAAUCAUAGGAUUUCAAUACAAACCGCCAACAAGUACAGAUUAUAUACUUUUCUGUUUGGUAGACCUAAGAUCUGUAUGCUCUGGAAUAGAUGGGUCCAAAUGUUACUGUAACUAUACCGACACAAAUGGAGUUUAUCACAUCGUCAUUGACGCCACAGCACUAAUCGCGUUUAGCAACAGUUCAUUACGCGGAUAUAUAUCAUACAAUUUCAACACCACAAGCUUCAGUUCUUCUCAAGUCAUCCCAACAAUUUAUGGUAAAAUGGCUUUUUAUGUUGUGUUUAAUCAUGAAAAAAUUAUUGCAACAACCAAAAAGUUUUAA